UCCAUGACUGAUGGGAGGAUGAAAGGAUAUUUGGACCAACAAGUGCCUUACACUUCUGCACAGAAACCAGCAGGGAAUGGAACUAUGGACAGCAGAGCUGUGAUGACUUCACGGAGGAAAUCCAUGGACCCAGGUGUGUCCCAUGUCCCAGAUUCAGAAGAUCUCUUCCUUGAUCUAAACCAGUUCCAGGAAACUUGGCUGACUGAAGCACAGGUUCCAGACAGUGACGAGCAAUUUGUGCCUGACUUCCAUUCAGAGAACUUGGCCCUUCACAGUCCUCCAGCUAAGAUAAAAAAGGAACCACAAAGCCCAUGUGUGGAUGCUUCCAGUUCCUGCAGACUCACACAGUCUUUUCAUUACCAACCCAGGGAGCAAUGCUUAUAUGCCAGGCAAGAUUCAAACAAUGUGAGCCAUCACGGCCCACUCCAGACAGCGCCUGGCCAAGCAUACUGUAUGGAACACAGUUCCUUGUACCAGCUGCAUGCUGAGGCCAGCCAGUCCUUCUCUGCCUCUCAAGCCUUGGUAUCAGACAGCCCUUCCAUUUAUCAACGUCCAUGGUCUGCCCCAUGCCUGCCGUAUCCCCGUCAGGGCUUCAAGCACGAAUUCUACGACCCCAUGUAUGAGCAAGCGAACACACUGGGAGACGUAGAUGGUUCCCAGUAUGCAACUGGUGUGGUGAUAAAACAGGAGCGGAUGGACUAUGCUUUUGACACAGAUGUGGCAAGCUGCCAUUCAAUGUAUAUGAAUGCAGAAGGAUUACCAAGUUGUUCCAAUUCUGAAGGCAUAUUAGGCUAUGGUUAUGAGAGGCAAAUGCAACCAUUUGCAGAAGAUGUUUGUGUUGUUCCUGAGAGGUUCGAAGGGGAUAUUAGGCAAGAAGGAAGUGGAUACCGUGAGGGCCCACCUUAUCAACGGCGUGGGUCUCUGCAGCUUUGGCAGUUCUUGGUGGCUUUGCUGGAUGAUCCAAGCAAUUCCCAUUGUAUUGCCUGGACAGGUCGAGGGAUGGAAUUCAAACUCAUUGAACCAGAAGAGGUGGCACGACUUUGGGGCAUUCAGAAGAAUCGCCCAGCUAUGAAUUAUGACAAGUUGAGUCGCUCCCUUCGUUACUAUUAUGAAAAGGGCAUUAUGCAAAAGGUGGCUGGUGAGCGUUACGUGUACAAAUUUGUCUGUGAGCCUGAGGUGCUGUUCUCCCUUGCUUUUCCUGACAACCAACGUCCAACUCUGAAGGCUGAAUUGGAGUGGCACGUCACCGAGGAAGACACAGUGCCUUUGUCCCACUUGGAUGAAAAUGCUGCCUACCCACCAGAUCUGGGAGGUGCUCAGCCUUACGGGAAAAGCUGCACAUACUAGCCAACAGUAGAAUGGACAAUUACAUCUGGGAGAGUUGUAUGUGUGUGUCUGUAUAUAUU
Molecule: messenger RNA, 1406 nt
Organism: Notechis scutatus (mainland tiger snake)
Lineage: Eukaryota; Metazoa; Chordata; Lepidosauria; Squamata; Elapidae
Gene: ETV4
Product: ETS variant transcription factor 4
Biological process (GO): regulation of transcription by RNA polymerase II; cell differentiation
Cellular component (GO): nucleus
Molecular function (GO): sequence-specific DNA binding; DNA-binding transcription factor activity, RNA polymerase II-specific
Source: RefSeq, a predicted model, not a curated record